GAUCGGCUAUAUCAGCUCAGUCAAGCCUGAGGGCUCUUCAGAGACGGAUCGGAGCUAACGGAACGAAAAGAACGAAAACUGUUUACUAGGCAGAAAUCAGAAUCAGCGCAAAAGCGCGAAAUUUUCUGUUACUGUAGUAUUUGCUGAUCUUUGGACUAAGUGGUUUCGCUGCGUCAUCAAUGAGGUGUUUUUGGUUUGUUGGAUUGCUGCUACUGGCGGUUUUCGUAGGGAAAGGGCACGGUCGGCCUGGACGGAACCAUCGUGGCGGCGGCAGUGGAACGUUUGUGGAAAGGCAUGCCGAGUAUGGACGGAAUCUACAACAAGUUGCUAAAUGCGGCUACGAGUCAUGCCCGACCCCAAAAAGGGACAUGAUCAACGUUCAUCUUGUACCGCACUCUCACGAUGACGUCGGAUGGCUCAAAACCGUGGAUCAGUAUUACUACGGUAGCAAAACCAACCAUCAGCGAGCUGGCGUUCAGUACAUCCUGGAUUCCGUAGUUGACGCCCUGCUGCACAAUCCGGAUCGUAAGUUUAUCUACGUUGAGUCAGCUUUCUUCUUCAAAUGGUGGGAGGAACAAUCAUCCGAGCGGCAGGCCGAGGUUCGAGAACUGAUCGAACAAGGUCGGCUGUCCUUCGUGGGUGGUGCUUGGAGUAUGAAUGAUGAGGCAGCAUCGCACUACCAGAGUUUGAUUGAUCAGUUCACCUGGGGAUUACGUUUGCUGAACGACACCUUCGGCGAUUGUGGACGGCCUCGCACGGGCUGGCAGAUCGAUCCGUUUGGACAUUCACGGGAGCAGGCUUCGCUGUUCGCCCAAAUGGGCUACGAUGGGAUGUUCUUUGCUCGACUCGACUGGAGGGAUAAGUCAAAACGUUUGGAGGAGAAAAAGGCGGAGAUGAUUUGGAAGGCCAGUGCAAACCUGGAUGAUAGUGAAAUGUUUACUUCGGUACUGUAUAAUCAUUACAGUGCUCCACCAGGGUUCUGCUUCGAUGUUCUUUGUUCGGAUGAUCCUUUUGUAGAUGGAGCGUUCAGUGCGGAGAAUAAUGUUAAAGAUAGGGUUGAUACAUUCCUGUACUUUGUUGGGAAUAUGUCUACGAAGUAUCGUUCCAACAACCUGCUCAUCACCAUGGGGGAUGACUUCAACUACAUGGACGCCAAUAUGAACUUCAAAAACAUGGAUAAACUUAUUAAGUAUACCAACGCUCGACAGCAAGACACCAGGGUUAACGUUUUCUACUCAACACCAACCUGCUACCUGAAGGCACUACAUGAUGCACAACUGAACUGGCCAGCGAAGACCGACGAUUUCUUCCCGUACGCAUCGGAUCCACACGCCUACUGGACGGGGUACUUCACCUCUAGGCCAACCUCAAAACGCUACGAGCGGAUGGGUAAUCACUUCUUGCAAGUUUGUAAACAGUUAUCCGCUCUGGGACUAUCCGCAUCCGAAACAAGCUAUCAAGAUAAUUUGACCUAUCUGCGAGAGGCAAUCGGAGUAAUGCAGCAUCACGACGCAAUCACUGGAACGGAAAAACAACACGUUGCCGAUGAUUACGCCCGAAUGAUUCACACUGCCUUGGAGGCUUGCGGUCUGAACACGAAUGCAGCUCUUACGAACCUUGCCACUCCUUCUGGUGCUUAUAAAUUACAGUACCAAUCAUGUAACCGGCUGAACAUUAGCGAAUGUGAAGUAUCCGAAACCAAGAGGAGUUUCGUAGUCACACUCUACAACCCACUGGCUCAAGCAAGUGAUCACUACGUACGUCUACCGGUCAGCGGCAACGGUUACGAAAUCCACGACCCUCAAGGUCAUAAACAACACUCGCAGGUGGUCCCAGUUCCAGCACCCGUUUCGGAGUUGAAGUUCCGAAAAAGUUCUGCCCAUGAAGAACUUGUCUUCAAGGCAGAUCAAGUUCCACCGAUGGGCUUUAAAUCGUUCUACGUUACGGAGAGUAACGACUACAGAAGAGAAGCUGUAGACGAACUCCCGGUAGCAGAUGAGACCAGCAUUGGGAACGAACAUUUGACGCUGAAUUUUAACAAAAACGGGUUCCUUAGCACAAUCGACAUCGAGAAGCAAACUUAUCGGUUGCAGCAGGACUUCCUGUUCUACGAAGGGGCUUAUGGUAAUAACGAGGUGUUCGAGAAUCGUUCUUCUGGAGCGUACAUCUUCCGACCGAACGGAACUGAAUCACACGUUGGACGAAGUGUGCUGCUAACCGUUGUGAGAGGUGAGCUCGUUCAGGAAGUACAUCAGGUGUUCAACGAGUGGAUAAGUCAGGUCAUUCGAGUCUACAAGGGUGAGCAGCAUGUGGAGUUCGAGUGGUUGGUAGGUCCGAUUCCGAUCGAUGACGAUAAGGGAAAGGAAAUCGUUACGCGCUACUAUUCGGACAUCGAGUCUAGUGGAACAUUCUGGACGGACUCCAACGGUCGUGAGAUGGUCCGAAGAGUUCGGGACCAUCGAGAGACGUGGGAUCUGGAGCUGGUCGAACCGGUUGCGGGAAAUUAUUACCCGGUGACGACGAAGAUCGCAUUGGAAGACAAACAGCUGCGAAUGGCCGUGCUGAACGAUCGAGCCCAGGGAGGUACUAGCAUGCAGGAUGGAGUCCUGGAGCUGAUGGUGCACCGAAGAUUGCUGCGAGAUGAUGCGUUUGGCGUUGGAGAGGCACUGAAUGAGACUGCAUACGGAGCUGGUUUGAUUGCUCGUGGAAAGCAUUAUUUGCUUUUUGGGCCGAAAACAGCCGGUCCAAAAACUGUAUCACUGCAAGCUCGAGAACGGUUUCUACAGAAUCAGGUUCUCACUCCGCCGUGGAUGUUCGUCAGUGAUGCAUCGGAUGUAUCGUACAAUCUGUGGAAAGCCAAUUCGCACAAUUCGUACUCCGCCCUGAAAACGUCGCUUCCACCAAACGUAAACUUGCUGACAUUCGAACCGUGGAAAGGAGCAAACUCGUUUCUGGUACGCUUCGAGCAUCUGCUCGAAAAGAACGAAGAUUCCCGCUACUCCCAACCGGUGACGAUAAAUUUGCGGGAAGUGUUUUCCAAGUUCUCGAUUUCCAGCGCUCGUGAAACGACUCUGGCAGGAAACCAGUGGAAGGCGGACAGCAAGCGUCUACGGUUUUUCUUCGAGCCUGUACCACUUGAUGAUGAAGCUGGCGUUGCUGAAGAAGCUGGCGUGGUUGAAGAAGCUAGUGCUCCGCACCCCUCCGGAAUGGAGUUCACCUUGAAACCGAUGGAGAUUCGAACUUUUGUGGUGGAGACUUGAUUCUUCCAGAUCUAGAUUGAUUUUGAUGUAUUAUUGAAAUAAUAAAUAUAUCAUUUUGUAAAAUUUA
Molecule: messenger RNA, 3327 nt
Organism: Wyeomyia smithii (pitcher-plant mosquito)
Lineage: Eukaryota; Metazoa; Arthropoda; Insecta; Diptera; Culicidae
Product: lysosomal alpha-mannosidase-like
Exons: 4
Coding region: 180-3260 (1026 amino acids)
Biological process (GO): mannose metabolic process
Cellular component (GO): lysosome
Molecular function (GO): carbohydrate binding; alpha-mannosidase activity
Source: RefSeq, a predicted model, not a curated record